Molecule: messenger RNA, 384 nt
Organism: Aplosporella prunicola CBS 121167
Lineage: Eukaryota; Fungi; Ascomycota; Dothideomycetes; Botryosphaeriales; Aplosporellaceae
Exons: 1
Coding region: 110-331 (73 amino acids)
Source: RefSeq, a predicted model, not a curated record
AGUAAGUAGGAUUGCCGCUCACGAUGAUGUCGUCGCACUGCAGGCGCGGCGCGGGCAGAGGUCGGAUCACCGGUCGGUCGUGGGUGCGCCAGCCUUGUUAUAGGUGCGCAUGCUCCCUCGUUCCUGUCCUGCUUGCCGACGUGCGUCGCGCCCAACCAUUCACGCCGAGCCACGAACAAGCACAGCUGACAUGAACGGCACAGCCGCACCCUCGCACUCGUUGCCUAAGCAUGCCCGCUCCGCGCCGGAUGACGCUGCCUGCUUUUUUCCCCUGGUCAUCACCAUCUCCCCAUGUGAGGGGCGCCAUAACAGCCGGUUCUGGGCAACGUAGUGUCAUCAUUCUAUAUUAAAUCUCACGUAGUACCGCUUGCCGUGCCCACCCGU